AGCUACUUGGUUGAAAUAGAAUUGUCGUUGUUUAUUCAUCAAGAGUGCAAAGCUGUUACUGUGAUAAACUGCUUGUUAUCCAUUUUGUACUCUGGGUGAAGCUUUACCCAGCAUGCAUAGCAAGGCGGAAAGCACGACCGUAAAAGGUUUUCGCUGGUGACCGUAGUAUCAAGACACGCAUGACAGAACAAGGUUGACUGUGAAUUCCCUAUGUCUUCUUAUCUUGUUGUCAUUUUCAACUUUUAACGGAAAUACAUUAACAGUUUGUAAGAAAUAUUAUUUGACGUCUAUAUUCCUCUUGGUUGGAUUUCAUAUCGAAGUCGACUUGACUGACAUUUUUGUCGGUGGCUCACACAGUAUUACCAUGAAAAGUCAUUUUAUACUUGUUGGACUUGUAGCAAUCUUGUUGCACUCUACGUGGGCAGAAGAAGGCAGCGGUACAGACAGCUCGGGCGAGGAUGCUGAUGGGCCUGAUAAUUGUGCUAAAGCUCCUUGUAAAAAUGGAGGCACGUGUAUCAACGAUUAUAAUAAGAUUGAUGGAUAUCGGUGCGAUUGUCAGACGGACUUUGGUGGGAUUAAUUGUGAUGAACUUAAAUGUCGCAUUAGUCUCGCUGCAUACGCAUCGAAGAUCUGUCUGGUCAGAAGAGAAAUUGGUCGGAAAACUAAGAAAAUGUUAAUCAAAUUAACAUCUUCAAGAAAGGAGGACUUUUCAAAUGGUUUAGAAGUACAAGUUCCUCUUCUUCUUAAGAAAGGAGCAGCAAGUUUUGUUCAGAGUGCGUCUACUGAUCCCUUUACCAUUGAAUGGUACAUGAAGAUGACAGACAAUGCUGACUUAAAUAAAGACAUUGAGUCUCACUUUACCCUUAAAGACCCACGCUUUCACAGUACACCGACUUUACUGGACUUUGCUAUCGUUUAUGAAGCCUUCUAUAAGCACCAUAAGAAACGCAGUGCAAUGAGUGCUCUGAAGCGCGUUCCUUCCAUUGAAGACAACUUCUUUAAAGACAGAUGCUUUGCUGACCAGCGAUUGGCUGGUGCAAACCCUUACCAAAUAUGGAGAGUUACAAGGAAAGAUGAGAAGGAAGGCAUAAGUUGGAGCUCAUUCUAUGAAUUGCUAUUAAAUAGAGAUUUUGACUGGCAUAAAGCUUUCCGUAAAGUUUUGGGAACAGAGGAUAAUGACGCACUAGAUAAGGCCAUCGACAAUGGAGAUGUUUAUGUUACAUAUUACCCAGAACUCAACGGAAUCAAAACACCCACUGAUCUUAAAGAUUACAAGUUCAAUCACACUGUACUGCCGCUGACCGCACCCAUCGCAUUCUUCGUUGUCAAGGAAUAUGAACCUGGAGUCCGUCGCCUCAGCCCAGUUGCUAUCCAACUCGACAUGGAUAAAAAAGCUCCUGUUAGCUCCCCCGAUGAUCAAAAAGCCUGGUUCUUUGCUAAAUCCACCGUUCAACGAGCAGAUAUCAAUAUUUUACAUUUAAUCAAGAAAAGAUUGAAGACUCAUUUGUACAUGGACGCACCUUGUACGUUGGUAGAAAAGUAUUUCUCUGAAUAUCAUCCAUUACAUCAGAUAUUGCGUCAUCAUUGCCGAGCAAACCUGGAGACUAAUAAGCUGUUUGAAUUAAAACUUUACGGGCCAAAAGCACCAAUCUAUAAAGCACUGAGUCUGGACUUUUUAUCGUCUCGAAACCUUGUGAAUAAAGAAUAUGUUAACAUGACGUUUGAAGAUAUCGACCUUAUUAAAGAAUUAAAGAAACGUGGUGUAUAUAACGACAAGAGACUUCCAUAUUAUCCUUAUCGAGAUGAUGGUGUUAAACUGUACAAAGCUAUAAGUACUUAUUUGGGUGACUACUUAAAACUGUACUAUAAAAAUGACGACGAUGUCGCCAAGGACUACGAGUUACAAGACUUUGCCAACGAAAUGUCAAUCAAUGGAAAGGGUGAAGAGGGAGGUCUGGGAAUGGUCAAGAAAUUCCCUGCAGAAAUCAAGACUCGUGAUGAUUUAAGUAGUAUUCUUACUACGUUCGUGUGGGCGUUGACUGGUCAACACGCUGCUGUAACGUUUCCACUUCUAGAGUAUGGCGGAUUUGUACCAAACUCACCUCACAGGCUAUUUGCUGAUGCAGAAGGGAAGGCCAGUUUUAGCAACAGUAUGUUUGGCAAUAAAGCUAUCGCAUUGGAAGUUGCCGAGUUAAGUUCCAACGUUGCAUCUAUUCAUCUUGAUCAGUUGUUCGAUUACUUCAGCAAACUUGAAGAUCCUAAAGCAAAAAUAUUGGUACAGAAAUUCUACGAUGACUUAGAUGGAUUGAGCAAAUCUAUUGUGCAAGACAAUGAUCAACGCGUUCGUGAUGGAUUCCUUCCUUAUCCUUACUUCCUUCCUUCCUUUGUUUCCAAUAGCAUUAGUACCUAGUCUAAUAAUCAUGAACAAUGUCUAGGGUUGGGUGGGUUAGAUUACACCACUCAGUCUAUCUUCAUGAAUUGAUUAUCAAUUCACUUACUGCGACACCGAGUUACUAACUCGAGCUAAACAGAAAUGCUCUGUCGUGAAUAUAUUUAGGGAGGGGAUGGUGGGGAUACAAGUGAUAGAUAAAGAUGUUUGAAAGGGCAAUAUUCCAACUGUAUAUUCCUAGACUUUGCAAAUGGCCACAAACUAUUUACAUGUAAUAAAGACAAAUUUGGCAAUGAUUA
Exaiptasia diaphana is the source of this 2688-nucleotide messenger RNA. RefSeq names its product allene oxide synthase-lipoxygenase protein. The record is from RefSeq and is a predicted model, not a curated record. Gene Ontology annotation, biological process: lipid oxidation. The transcript has 13 exons. NCBI's taxonomy places the organism in Eukaryota, Metazoa, Cnidaria, Anthozoa, Actiniaria, Aiptasiidae. Gene Ontology annotation, molecular function: oxidoreductase activity, acting on single donors with incorporation of molecular oxygen, incorporation of two atoms of oxygen; metal ion binding. The coding region runs from base 365 to 2410 and encodes 681 amino acids.